Messenger RNA from Chiroxiphia lanceolata (lance-tailed manakin), 7145 nucleotides. It is a transcript of the gene SCN8A, whose product is annotated as sodium voltage-gated channel alpha subunit 8. Gene Ontology annotation, cellular component: plasma membrane; axon; voltage-gated sodium channel complex. The record is from RefSeq and is a predicted model, not a curated record. Lineage: Eukaryota; Metazoa; Chordata; Aves; Passeriformes; Pipridae. Gene Ontology annotation, biological process: neuronal action potential; membrane depolarization during action potential; sodium ion transmembrane transport. Gene Ontology annotation, molecular function: voltage-gated sodium channel activity; protein binding.
GGAGCGCCGGGAGCGCACCAAGAUGGCGACACCCGCAGUCCCUCCCGCAGCUCCCCCCGCGCCGCAGUCCGGCCCCGCCGCGCCGGGGCCGCGCUGAGCCCGCCCGACACGAGCUGACCUGCCCGGGGUGCAACAUCGCUAAAGAAGCUGCUGCAGGAUGAAAAGAUGGCAGCGCGGCUGCUCGCACCACCAGGCCCCGAGAGUUUCAAGCCCUUCACUCCGGAGUCUCUGGCCAACAUCGAGAAACACAUCGCCGAGCUGAAGAAGAAGCAGCGCUCGAAGCAGGACAGCAGCCACCGGGAUGACGACGAGGACAGCAAACCCAAACCAAACAGUGACCUUGAGGCGGGGAAGAAUUUGCCUUUCAUCUACGGGGACAUCCCAAAAGGGCUGGUUGCUGUGCCACUGGAGGACUUUGACCCUUAUUAUAUGACCCAGAAAACCUUUGUAGUACUAAACAGAGGGAAAACACUCUUCCGAUUUAGUGCCACACCUGCCUUGUACAUUUUAAGUCCUUUUAAUCUGUUUAGAAGAAUAGCUAUUAAAAUUUUGAUACAUUCAGUAUUUAGCAUGAUCAUUAUGUGCACUAUUUUGACCAACUGUGUAUUCAUGACUUUUAGUAACCCGCCCGAAUGGUCCAAGAACGUGGAGUACACCUUCACUGGGAUUUACACCUUCGAGUCACUCGUGAAAAUCAUUGCCAGAGGUUUCUGUAUAGAUGGAUUCACCUUCCUGCGGGAUCCUUGGAACUGGCUGGAUUUCAGCGUCAUCAUGAUGGCAUAUGUCACAGAGUUUGUGGACCUUGGGAAUGUCUCAGCAUUGAGAACUUUCAGAGUUCUCCGAGCUUUGAAAACUAUCUCUGUAAUUCCAGGCCUGAAGACCAUCGUGGGUGCCCUCAUCCAGUCGGUGAAGAAGCUGUCGGACGUGAUGAUCCUGACAGUUUUCUGCCUCAGUGUCUUUGCCCUCAUUGGGCUCCAGCUGUUCAUGGGCAACCUGAGGAACAAGUGUGUGAUUUGGCCAAUUAAUGUGAACGAGACCUUCCUGGAUAACGGCUCCAGGGGCUUCGACUGGGAGGAGUACACCAACAACAUGUCAAAUUUUUACAUCAUUCCUGGUGCCCCAGAUCCUUUGCUCUGUGGUAACAGCUCGGAUGCAGGCCAAUGUCCAGAGGGAUACACGUGCAUGAAGGCAGGACGGAACCCCAACUACGGCUACACGAGCUUCGACACCUUCAGCUGGGCUUUUCUGGCUUUAUUUCGCCUUAUGACUCAGGACUUCUGGGAAAACUUGUAUCAACUAACCUUACGAGCGGCAGGAAAAACCUACAUGAUCUUCUUUGUGCUGGUCAUCUUCGUGGGCUCCUUCUACCUGGUGAACCUGAUCCUGGCCGUGGUGGCCAUGGCCUACGAGGAGCAGAACCAGGCGACGCUGGAGGAGGCAGAGCAGAAGGAGGCAGAGUUCAAGGCCAUGUUGGAGCAGCUGAAAAAGCAGCAGGAAGAGGCACAGGCUGCUGCCAUGGUCACCUCGGCUGGGACGGUGUCUGAAGAAGCUGUGGAGGAUGAUGGGGGGAGGAUGUCCAGGAGCUCCUCAGAGAUUUCCAAACUCAGUUCCAAGAGCGCCAAGGAGCGUCGGAACAGGAGGAAAAAGCGGAAGGACAAGGAGCUGUCGGAGGGAGAUGAGAAGUGUGACACUGAGAAGGUGUUCAAGUCAGAAUCUGAGGAUGGCAUGAGGAGGAAAGCGUUCAGGCUGCCCGAUAACAGGCUGGGAAGGAAGUUUUCCAUCAUGAACCAGUCUCUCCUCAGCAUCCCGGGCUCCCCGUUCCUCUCCCGCCACAACAGCAGGAGCAGCAUCUUCAGCUACAAGGGCCGUUUCCGCGACCCGGGCUCGGAGAACGAGUUCGCCGACGACGAGCACAGCACGGUGGAGGAGAGCGAGGGCCGCCGGGACUCGCUGUUCAUCCCCAUCCGCGGCCGCGACCGACGCAGCAGCUACAGCGGCUACAGCGGCUACAGCCAGGGCAGCCGCUCCUCCCGCAUCUUCCCCGCCCUGCGCCGCAACGUCAAGAGGAACAGCACCGUGGACUGCAACGGCGUCGUGUCCCUCAUCGGGGGGCCCCCCUCCAGCAUGCGGGGCCGCAUCCUGCCCGAGGGUACAACUGAAAUUGAGAUUAGAAAGAAACCUGGUGGGUCUCUCUUGGUCUCCAUGGAUCAGGUGAAUGCAUCCUAUGGAAGGAAGGAUCGGACCAACAGUGUCAUGACCGGGCUGACCAACACCCUUGUUGAGGAGCUGGAGGAGUCCCAGAGGAAGUGUCCCCCUUGCUGGUACAAAUUUGCCAACACGUUCCUGAUCUGGGAGUGCCACCCCUACUGGAUGAAGCUGAAGGAGAUCGUGAACCUGAUUGUCAUGGAUCCCUUUGUUGACUUGGCCAUCACCAUCUGCAUCGUGCUGAACACGCUGUUCAUGGCCAUGGAGCACCACCCCAUGACCCCCCAGUUUGAACACGUGCUCUCCGUAGGAAAUCUGGUUUUCACGGGGAUUUUCACGGCAGAAAUGUUCCUGAAGCUCAUUGCCAUGGAUCCCUACUAUUAUUUCCAGGAGGGCUGGAACAUCUUUGAUGGGUUUAUUGUCUCCCUCAGUUUGAUGGAGCUGAGCCUGGCAGAUGUGGAAGGACUUUCCGUGCUGCGAUCUUUCCGAUUGCUGAGAGUCUUCAAACUGGCCAAGUCCUGGCCCACUCUGAACAUGCUGAUAAAAAUCAUCGGUAACUCAGUGGGUGCCUUGGGGAACUUGACCCUGGUGUUGGCCAUCAUCGUGUUCAUCUUCGCCGUGGUGGGGAUGCAGCUCUUCGGCAAAAGCUACAAGGAUUGUGUCUGCAAGAUCAGUCAGGAGUGUGAGCUACCCCGCUGGCACAUGCACGAUUUCUUCCACUCCUUCCUUAUUGUCUUCCGUGUGUUGUGUGGGGAAUGGAUUGAGACCAUGUGGGAUUGUAUGGAAGUGGCAGGACAGGCCAUGUGCUUGAUUGUCUUCAUGAUGGUCAUGGUCAUCGGAAAUUUAGUGGUGCUGAACCUGUUCUUGGCCUUGUUGCUGAGCUCCUUCAGCGCAGACAACUUGGCAGCCACGGACGACGACGGGGAGAUGAACAACCUGCAGAUCUCGGUGAUCCGCAUCAAGAAGGGCAUCGCCUGGACCAAGGCGAAGGUGCGGGAGUUCAUGCACACCCACUUCAAGCAGAGGGAGGGGGACGAGGUGAAGCCCCUGGACGAGCUGUACGACAAGAAGGUGAACUGCAUCGCCAACCACACCGGGGCCGACAUCAACAGGGACAUCGACUUCCAGAAGAACGGCAACGGCACCACGAGCGGCAUCGGCAGCAGCGUGGAGAAGUACAUCAUCGACGAGGACCACAUGUCCUUCAUCAACAACCCCAACCUCACCGUGCGCGUCCCCAUCGCCGUGGGCGAGUCGGAUUUCGAGAACCUCAACACGGAGGAUUUCAGCAGCGACACGGACCCCGACGGCAGCAAAGAGAAACUCGACGACACCAGCUCCUCUGAGGGCAGCACCAUUGAUAUAAAGCCUGAGGUGGAAGAAGUCCCCGUGGAGGCACCGGAGGAGUACCUGGACCCUGAUGCCUGUUUCACAGAAGGGUGCAUGCAGCGCUGCAAGUGCUGCCAGGUCAACAUCGAGGAAGGGCUGGGCAAGUCGUGGUGGACCUUGAGGAAAACCUGUUUCCUGAUCGUGGAGCACAACUGGUUUGAGACUUUCAUCAUCUUCAUGAUCCUCCUGAGCAGUGGAGCUCUGGCUUUUGAGGAUAUUUACAUAGAGCAGAGGAAAACCAUCAGGACCAUCCUGGAAUAUGCAGACAAGGUCUUCACCUACAUCUUCAUCCUGGAGAUGCUGCUCAAGUGGUGUGCCUAUGGAUUUGUGAAGUUCUUCACCAACGCCUGGUGCUGGCUGGAUUUCCUCAUUGUGGCUGUCUCUUUAGUCAGCCUUAUAGCUAAUGCCCUGGGCUACUCGGAACUAGGUGCCAUAAAGUCCCUUAGGACACUAAGAGCCUUGAGGCCUUUAAGAGCGUUGUCCCGAUUUGAGGGGAUGAGGGUGGUUGUCAACGCCUUGGUUGGCGCUAUCCCUUCCAUUAUGAAUGUCUUGUUGGUCUGCCUUAUCUUCUGGCUGAUUUUCAGCAUUAUGGGGGUUAACCUGUUUGCCGGGAAAUAUCAUUACUGCUUUAAUGAAACAGCUGAGCACCGCUUUGAGAUAGAUGUUGUUAACAACAAGACAGACUGCGAGGCUCUGAUGCCGCCCAACUCCACGGAGAUCCGGUGGAAGAACGUGAAAAUUAACUUUGACAACGUUGGGGCAGGAUAUCUGGCUCUCCUGCAAGUUGCUACGUUCAAGGGCUGGAUGGACAUCAUGUAUGCAGCAGUAGAUUCCAGAAAGCAAGAAGAGCAACCCAAGUACGAGGACAACAUUUACAUGUACAUCUAUUUUGUGAUCUUCAUCAUCUUCGGCUCCUUUUUCACCCUGAACUUGUUCAUUGGUGUCAUCAUCGACAACUUCAACCAACAGAAGAAAAAGUUUGGAGGUCAAGACAUCUUCAUGACAGAAGAACAAAAGAAGUACUACAAUGCCAUGAAAAAACUGGGCUCAAAGAAGCCUCAAAAACCCAUUCCCCGACCUCUGAACCGCAUCCAAGGGGCCGUGUUCGACUUCGUCACCCAGCAAGCCUUUGACAUCGUCAUCAUGAUGCUCAUUUGCCUCAACAUGGUGACCAUGAUGGUGGAGACGGACACGCAGAGCAAGCAGAUGGAGGACAUCCUGUACUGGAUCAACUUCGUGUUCGUCAUCUUCUUCACGUGCGAGUGUGUGCUGAAGAUGUUCGCCCUGCGCCACUACUACUUCACCAUCGGCUGGAACAUCUUUGACUUCGUGGUCGUGAUUCUGUCCAUCGUGGGAAUGUUCCUGGCUGAAAUCAUCGAGAAGUACUUCGUGUCCCCCACCCUGUUCCGAGUCAUCCGCCUGGCCCGUAUCGGCCGCAUCCUGCGCUUGAUCAAAGGAGCCAAAGGAAUCCGCACGCUGCUCUUUGCCUUAAUGAUGUCCCUGCCUGCCUUGUUCAACAUCGGCCUCUUGCUCUUCCUGGUCAUGUUCAUCUUCUCCAUCUUUGGCAUGUCGAACUUCGCCUACGUCAAGCACGAGGCCGGCAUCGACGACAUGUUCAACUUUGAGACCUUUGGCAACAGCAUGAUCUGCUUGUUCCAGAUCACCACGUCCGCCGGCUGGGACGGGCUCCUGCUGCCCAUCCUGAACCGGCCCCCGGACUGCGACCUGGACAAGGAGCACCCGGGGAGCAGCUUCAAGGGGGACUGCGGGAACCCUUCGGUGGGGAUAUUUUUCUUCGUGAGCUACAUCAUCAUCUCCUUCCUGAUCGUGGUCAACAUGUACAUCGCCAUCAUCCUGGAGAACUUCAGCGUGGCGACGGAGGAGAGCGCGGACCCGCUCAGCGAGGACGACUUCGAGACCUUCUACGAGAUCUGGGAGAAGUUCGACCCCGACGCCACGCAGUUCAUCGAGUACAGCAAGCUGGCGGACUUCGCCGACGCCCUGGAGCACCCGCUGCGCGUCCCCAAACCCAACACCAUCGAACUCAUCGCCAUGGACCUGCCUAUGGUAAGUGGGGACAGGAUCCACUGUUUGGACAUCCUGUUUGCCUUCACCAAACGUGUCCUGGGGGACAGCGGGGAGCUGGAUAUCCUGAGGCAGCAGAUGGAGGAGAGGUUCGUGGCGUCCAACCCUUCCAAAGUGUCUUACGAGCCCAUCACCACGACGCUGCGGCGCAAGCAGGAGGAGGUGUCGGCCGUGGUGAUCCAGAGGGCUUACAGGGCUCGUUUGGCACGACGGGGCUUCAUCAGCCGAAGGCCUGCCUCCACCAAACUGGAAAACGGGGGAGCCAACAGGGAGAAAAAGGAAGGAACCCCGUCCACGGCGUCCCUGCCGUCCUACGACAGCGUCACCAAACCCGAGAAGGAGAAACAGCAGCGGGCGGAGGAGGGGAGGCGAGAAAAGGCAAAGAGACAAAAAGACACCAGGGAAUCCAAGUGUUGAGACACACACACACACACACACACACACAAAAAAAAAAAAUAAAAUAAAAAAAAAUAGUAGAAUUGUACAAAUUAAAAAAAAAAUAUUUGCAAGCGGGAGGAAAAAAAAAAAAAAAAAGAUUGUUUACAAACUUCCUGAAAUAAUCUCAAUGCAGAACAGCUGUGGAGACACUUACCUGAAGAUCUUAUACCAAACAUAGUCUGCUUACUGUGUGACAGCGUUGCAUCUAAAGCAGUGACCUACCACCUGUUUAAAGGACCCUGUAAACAAACAUUUAAACACACAAAAAAAAAAAAAGGAAAAAAAAAGGAUUUUCUAUUGUUUGGGCAGGUGGAUACUGCAUGUUCCACAUCAGUCAAUGCAACUUAGGACAAACAAGCAAAAUAAACCACACACACACACACAGAGAAAAACAAAACCCGCUGCUGGGAUUCAUGUAUUUUCCAAAGCAGCCCAAAAUGGAUUUUAUUUUCCCAUUUUGUUGAUUAUUCUUGAAAGAAAACCCAGGAGUCACGAUGUUAACGGGUUUGUUCAUGCAAAACUGGAUUUGCAUUUAGUUAAGCAGCAAAAAAAAAAAAAAAAAAAAAGGGGAAAAAAAAGGGAAAAAAAAAAGUUAAAACAAGUAGAACAAAAAAAAAAAAAGGAAAAAAACCCCGAAACAAAGCACCCAUUGAGUUGUCAUAAGUUUAUUUGAGAUUUAUUAUCUGCAUUCUACUUUCCACAUGGGCUUUACUUGGUUUGGGAGAUGGGGUAAUCGGGUACCUUCAGCCUGGAGCCAGCUCGGGCUGAUCCUCCCCAAAAAAAAACCCAAAAGUGCUCGUUAACGCGUAGAAGCGAAUUUGCAUGACGGCAUGACCAGGGACCAUGCAUGAGGAACCACGAGACACGCAGUCACCUGUCCACAGGGGUGUGUUUAAGCCAUAAAUUCGAGGCACUCCACUGAGUAUCUACCGCACACUGUAUUUGGAGAGGAACCUUAGUGAUGCUCCUGCCCGGCACCAGUACGUCCCAGUUCGUGGUGAAUCUUCCACAGACCUGCCAGUAGGAGA